This is a messenger RNA of Bombina bombina (fire-bellied toad), 807 nucleotides long. It is a transcript of the gene MPC1, whose product is annotated as mitochondrial pyruvate carrier 1. Lineage: Eukaryota; Metazoa; Chordata; Amphibia; Anura; Bombinatoridae. Gene Ontology annotation, cellular component: mitochondrial inner membrane. The record is from RefSeq and is a predicted model, not a curated record. The transcript has 5 exons. Gene Ontology annotation, biological process: pyruvate import into mitochondria. Bases 108 to 449 code for a protein of 113 amino acids.
CAGGACACCGGUUUGUUGUGGCAGCGGGAUCGCGCACCGUGCCUUUUAACAUUCUUGUGUCAUUCAUCAGCAGAAGACGGAGCGAUCCCUUCAGGGCAGCUGACACCAUGGCAGGAGUUCUGGCCCGAAGAGCGGUGGACUAUGUGAAGAGCAAGGAUUUUCGUGACUAUCUUAUGAGUACACACUUCUGGGGACCAGUGGCUAACUGGGGUCUGCCAAUUGCUGCUAUCAAUGACAUGAAGAAAUCUCCUGAAAUAAUCAGUGGGCGAAUGACCUUUGCACUUACCUGCUAUUCACUCCUUUUUAUGAGAUUUGCAUACAAAGUGCAACCCAGAAAUUGGCUCUUGUUUGCAUGUCAUUUUACCAAUGAAGGAGCACAACUUAUCCAGGGAUCCCGACUGAUUAAGUACAAUUUGUCACAAAAGAAAUCUGAAACUCCAGCAUCAUGAACAGAGGACGGCCUUCCAUUCCAUCUUGGAAUAUCUUGCCUCGUGAAAACUAUAGGAUCUUGCCAACAAAUUGUUUGCACUUUUGUGUGUUUUUAUUUCUAACUCGACAUCUAACACUACAUUCUUAGAAAGUGAAAUAAUAAAUUUUUGUAAUAAUAACUUAAAAUAACAUGUUUUCACAAUAUUAGAUAUGUACCAAGCUAUGGUGCAGAAAAAAUAAUUUACUAAACAUCAGCAGCUUCAAAGAACAAAGUUAGGUGUUUUAUUUACACAGUUGAGUUUUUAUUUGUAUUUCAGGGGCAUUCAUAUCUGAUAUGAAUUUUUAAGAGUAUUAAUAAAAAUGAAAACUUACAAGUUA